Messenger RNA from Polypterus senegalus (gray bichir), 3865 nucleotides. RefSeq names its product G protein-coupled receptor 17 (gene gpr17). Bases 252 to 1247 code for a protein of 331 amino acids. Gene Ontology annotation, cellular component: membrane. The transcript has 2 exons. Gene Ontology annotation, biological process: positive regulation of Rho protein signal transduction; phospholipase C-activating G protein-coupled receptor signaling pathway. The record is from RefSeq and is a predicted model, not a curated record. Lineage: Eukaryota; Metazoa; Chordata; Cladistia; Polypteriformes; Polypteridae. Gene Ontology annotation, molecular function: G protein-coupled receptor activity.
UUAUGUUCGUGAUUUGCAAGAGACAAACUGAACAGCAGGGCCGCCCCUGAAUGAGCCUGAGUGCUUUGUUACGAUAAGGCUGAUAAGCGCGUGCUUCCCUGCCCUGCCUUUAUAAAAGUUGCCGUCCCGCCGCUGCCCGCCCGCAUAGGAGCCUGGAGCGUCACCGCACUGAAGAUCCGCUCAGCGACCGCCCGGACACACACAAGGACUUCCGCCCGCUCAGGUCUACUGACAUAUCUCAUUCCUCAUCCAUGGAUUCAACAUACUUCAAUCAAACCUUUGGGAACUGCAGCAGUGAAAGCUCCCUUGAAAACGUUUUGUUUGCUGCUUUUUACCUGGUCAUAUUCUUGUUGGCUCUUGUAGGGAAUGGACUUGCUCUGUGGGUCUUCUCUGGGCAACGUGGGCCUUCCUCUCCAGCCAACAUUUUUCUGGUACAUUUGGCUGUGGCAGAUCUAUCUUAUGUGGCAAUCCUGCCACUGAGAGCUGUAUAUCACUUGCUAGGGGGACACUGGCCCUUUGGAGAAAUCCCAUGUCGGAUAUCAGGCUUCCUUUUCUAUGUUAAUAUGUACGCUAGCCUUUAUUUCCUGGCUUGUGUGGCAGGUGACCGUUACUUGGCUGUUGUGCAUGCUGUGCGCUCCCUGAAAAUUCGCCGUUCCCGAUAUGCUCAUUUUGUUAGUGCAGGACUGUGGCUCCUCGUGACUGUGUCUAUGGCACCCCUGCUGGUAUCUGGACAAACUGCACAAGUGGACAACAUCACAGUCUGUUUGCAGCUGUACCGGGAAAAGGCUUCCAAGAGUGCUCUGAUCUCCCUUGCUUUGGCCUUCACUCCUCCCUUCCUUGUCACACUUACCAGUUAUAUCCUGAUUGCCCAGAGUCUUAGACAAGGCAUGAGACUUGAGCCUGGUCUCAAGUCCAAGGCUCUACGCACCAUCAGCUUGGUGCUUCUCAUAUACCUUGUAUGCUUUCUUCCUUAUCACAUUAGCCGGGCCACCUUCAUUCUCACACAUGGUGAGCCCACAGCUCCCUGUCCCCUCAAAAGGACUUUGCUCUUGGGCAAUCGUGUGACCUCUUUCCUCACUUGUCUCAAUGGUGCUCUUGAUCCCUUGGUGUAUAUUUUUGGUGCUGAGAAGUUUCGUGAUGGGCUUCAAAGGCUGCUGUGUAGAGGAAAGGCUGAACCAUCAGUUGUCACCAGUGGAGAAGGAAAAGUAACGCAUGAGAGCUCCAUUAGUGCCAAGUCUGAACUUUAAAGUGAAUUUGGCAGAGGUACUGUUUUUCAACUUAUGCAAAUUUUAUACAAGAAGAAUUACAAGUGCCUGAUUAUCUAAUAGUGGCCAGCAGGUAGAUGCCAAGUCACCCUGACAAAACUACUGCAAAAAUCAUACUGUGAUGGUAAAAACCACCCAUAAUUCAAGACUGUAAAAUAUGCUUACAUAUUAAUUAAUUACUUAAAGUACUAAUUUAUUUUUUCUAUUCAAGUGAAUUGUAACACGUAUCCUAGCAGGUUCAGAUCCUGCUCAUUUCAUUUGGGCUUACAGGGAGAAAGCACUUAAAAUGUCAGCAAUGGUUGUGUAGGCCAUAAUAUGUCCUGUCACAGAAGACUGAUAGUUUGCAGAAAUUUGAAGAACUUAUUUAAAUAUAUAUUUAUAUAUUCAACACACAAUAUAUCAAUCUAUUUUUAUAUCUGCCUGCCCAUUUUUGGGUUGUGUGGGACCAGAGCCUAUACUAGCUUCUUUUGAGCAUAAGGUAGGAACUAACCUUGCAUUGGAUGAUACAUCAGUACAGUUUCUCACAUAUUCAUAUAAACAACAGAAAUAAUAACAAUCAUUUUCUAUUAUCUGUAUCUGUGUUGACUAUUACUAGCACAUGUAGAUUAUUAUUUUCUGCCCUGGGGCCUCAUUUAUAAAACAUUGAGUGGAUGCUAAAGUAAUCAUAUGUGUGUCAUGCAUACAAAAAAAAUCAGACUUAUAAAACAUGGCAUGUGCAAAUUUAUACUCAAUUUACCUCAUUUAAAACACACUCAACUUGUAAAUGGCUGUACGUGAACAUGCCUUGAACAUCACCCUGAAACAUCCAUAUAUGGAACAUGCUAAUCAACCUUCAUAUGCAAGUACGAUGCUGCAGAACUUCACUGGCUGGUAGAGCAGCCUUCCACUUGAUGCAUCAUCACACUGCUGCCUGCAUUCAAGACUAUCUGGCUGUGCACUGCAACUGAGUGUGUGAGAUCAUGAGCACCAUUAUAACGCCUCUCCUCUGCUUUCUGGGGGCUAGGGAAUGGCAUAAGGCACCAGCACCUGAGCAUUCAGUCGCUAUUACCUGACACAGUACAUGAUUGCUGUUACAAUGAAUAGUAUAGAGGCCAUAUAAAAUACUGAGCCUUCAGUCAAUUACCUUACCAAUAUGCCAGCCACCAUGUACAGCACCAUCAUGUCUGUCAAAGCUGUCAGAUCAAUGAAUCAUGGGUUGACCUAGGCCACCGAGCCAUGAUGUUGUGUCAAUCUUGACAUCACAGUUGACAUGUUUGUUAAUGGAAUAUCACUGCUCACAGUUAAAAAAAGCAGCUUCAUUCUUGCAAGAUUGCCUUUAUGCAUUAUGAGUACAAUACAAUUAAGAGAACUGGACAGUGUUGGCAAAAACAUGUUAUGUUUUAUGCAUGUGUAUGCAAAUUAUACAAAAACUGGCCAGUUGAUAAAUGGUUUCCAGCAGAGCAGACAUGAUGCAGUGGAGCUUGGCUGAGAUAUUCCUGACCCGCCGGCCUGUUACCUGAUUCUGUUAGUGAUAACAGGGAGCCAAAACAUACUGACAAAUAGAAUCAAAAAAGCUCUUCAGUGCAAUUAUGCAGCGAUGUCCCUCUCAAAAAUUAAUUAAAAUACAGUCUGAACAUAUUUAUCACUUUUGAGGUGUAAUAUAUCGGUCACAUCAACACACUUUAUGCAUGUGAGUCGUAAUUUACCUGGUUUGGCUGCAUCUCCCUACUUAACUCAGUUUCUCUGAGAUGUUGUGUAUAUACGGGUCAGAGUUGCUGUAAAUAUGCAUACGUUCCCUCGUCAAGCUUUCUUUUAUAAAUCCAGACAUUUGCGUGGGAAGUUACAUACACACAUUUCUGGCCUGUUUUUGUGCAUCCGUAAGCUUAAUAAAUGAGACCCUUUGUCCAUUGUAUGUUCUCCUCCUAUCCAAGUAAGAUUUCUCCCACACUCCCAGAGACUUUCAAAUUACUCUGACUGGUGCCUUUUGAAUUGAACUGGCGUGUGUGUAUCUACCUAGUGACAAACUAGAGUCUUGUUAAGGGUCCAUUACUGCAUUUCACCUUGUACAGCAGGGGAUGGCGGCCUUUGGCUCCUUGUGACCCUAUAAUGGAAAAAGUAGGUCCAGAAAAUGGAUGGAUGGAUGGGUAGAUUAUUAAUGAAUCCAAAAUACAUAUUUGUUUUUAUGAUUUAUAACAUUUUUUCAAUAUUAUUAUCCAAUGAAUUUCUUACAUAUUUUACACGUUUUAGAUGACGUUAGAGAUGAAAGUCUUAAUACACAAAAUGGAGAAUCAACCUACUCUUUGCUAACACAACCCACGCAUUCAAAAGUCAGCAAAGGAUGAGUGUAAAUAAGCUAGAUCCUCAGUCGGGAGGUGAAAUUAGCUAAGAUUUAAAUACUUGACAGAAAUUAAAACCAGUGACCAAUGUGGAAAUUAAGAAAUAUAGACAAUCUGGUCUAUACAAUCAAAACCCUGAAGAGAAGCAAGUUGCAAAUUCCAAAAAGAGUAUUAGCUGACAUUGGGUAUUUUAAAUAAUUUAUGUAACAGUGACUUGCUUUGAACCAACUGUGAAUACUUAAUUAAUUUAUUACCUUAUCUGAAAAUGUACUGCCAAAAUUAAAG